This is a messenger RNA of Rubroshorea leprosula, 457 nucleotides long. The record is from the annotation of a GenBank genome assembly. Lineage: Eukaryota; Viridiplantae; Streptophyta; Magnoliopsida; Malvales; Dipterocarpaceae.
AAAUCAAAUCAGGAAAAAAAAAUUUCCUUUUCAAUUUAUGCUCGAAGCCACAAAAGGGGUCAAGUUUGCACGAAAUUGGUUGAAUCUUGAUCGGAUUCUUCAACCCAUAACCGCUGCGACCGUAUUUCUUCCUCUGCGUUACUGGAAUCUUGGACGAAUCUUUCAGUGCAUGGCAUCCGCGGGUCAUGGGGACACUAGAUCUGGUGCUUCCCACCGACUAGAUUGGUCACCAGAGAGUGUUGCCUUCCGCCAAAGAGGGAGAGGAACAAGAGCACAGAGAGCUAGUACGUGCUGUGAUGAAUCAUAGAGGAGAGGAGAGCAGAGGAGAGGACCGGGGAGAAAGGGUAAAAGUUAGAUUUUAUUUUCUUAAGUGUGAAGAGGAUCUUUUUUAUCUACACGUUAGGAGUAAUUUUUUAUUAUAAAUAUAUAUAAAACUGUAUAAAAUUUAAUAUUAAAU